AUGAAGAAUCCAAAUACGCUUUGUUUUCUCUUUGUCUCUUUGCUUUGUCUAUCAUCGUACUCCAACCAUCAAGCUUUAGCGUAUAUCGACGAAGCCCUGAAACAAUGCUUGAUUCGCAACUCACAAAACCAUACCGCCAUUUUCAACGACAUAUACACCCCCGACAACUCCUUGUUCGUAUCCGUCCUACAGUACCCGGUCAAGAACACCCGCUUCAAUUCCUCGGACACUCCGAAGCCCUUCUCCGUGAUAACACCCCGGGAAGAACCCGAGGUGCAAUCGGUGAUCCUUUGCGUGGCGGAGCUAAACAUCCAGGUCCGAAUUCGCAGCGGCCAUGACUACGAAGGGCUGUCGUACACGACGCCCACCAAGCAGGCUGAUCAGAAGAUUCAGAGCCCGUUCUUGGUUCUUGAUCUGAUCAAUUUCAAUAAAGUCGUCGUGGAUACUGUGAAAAAGACGGCGUGGGUCGGAUCCGGCGCGACGGUUGGGGAGCUGUACUAUAGGAUAUCGGAGAAGAGCAAAACGCUUGGGUUUCCGGCGGGCGUGUGCCAUGUCUCCCCUUACAGCAUCUAG
Molecule: messenger RNA, 573 nt
Organism: Ipomoea nil (Japanese morning glory)
Lineage: Eukaryota; Viridiplantae; Streptophyta; Magnoliopsida; Solanales; Convolvulaceae
Product: berberine bridge enzyme-like 11
Exons: 1
Coding region: 1-573 (190 amino acids)
Molecular function (GO): FAD binding
Source: RefSeq, a predicted model, not a curated record